GAACGAGAAUGUUGAAGCCCGCAUUUGUUACGCAAAUCUCGAAUGUUUCCAGCGAUCCGCCGGCCUGGCUGGAUCAGAAGGAAUUGCAGCAACUAAUUAAAGAGGAAUUCCCCACAUUUCAGCAUAUAGAAAGCUUCCGCUGCAGAUCCGAACAAAAUGGUCAGCGUGUGCAGAUCCAAAUAAAGUUGGCGGGCAAUUCUGCUCGCACUAUCAACUACCUCGUGAAAUCGAAGGAUCUUGCUAAGCUGGUAACUUUAAAGUUUCCUCAAGACAACAACUUUCAGCGUGAGCUGCACAUGUACGAGGUGGUGCUGCCUGCCCUCGAGAAGCUCUAUAAGGAUGUUGAUAAGAACAUAGCCUUCACACCCAGCUGCUAUAGAAGGGUUCCAACUGCAAGGCACCAACUGUCCAACUGUCUCUUUCUGGAUGAUCUUCAAGCCAAGGGCUUUCGGUCGGCCAACCAGCCGCAGGGUCUAGACCAAUCAGCUAUGGAGGUGUCGCUAUCAAAACUGGCCGCUUAUCAUGCGGCUACAGCGCGAUAUUUGCAACUGAAUCCAGCUCAGUUCAAUGAGCUAGUUCCAAGUAAGGAACCAGCCCAAGAGUUACAAGAGCUUAAGAGCUGGCUACAACGCAAAUUUCAUGAGAGUUUGCGGUCAAACGAUUUGAAGCAUUAUGAGGAUAAGGUGAAAUCAUAUCAGAAAUAUAUAGCCGGCUACAUGGAGACGCCGGAUCUGAAGAGAUCCUUCAAUGUCAUUCUGAACGGCGCCUGUUGGCCAAACAAUUUACUGGGCCAAUUCGAUGCGUUUGGCCAGCUUAAAGAUGUGAUUUUCCACGAUUUCGCUGGUGCAAGCUAUGGACCUGCUAUACGUGAUCUGCUGCAACUAAUCUUAACAGCAUCUGCGGCAAAAACUGAACAAUUUGACGCCUGUUUGCGCUACUAUACGGAUGAACUGACGGAAAAUCUAAAGUUGUUAAAGUUCAAGGGAAAGUUGCCCUCCUUAACGGACUUUCAGCUGGAUGUAAUUAACUACGGGCACUGGGCCUUUGAAAUUGUAACGGAAAUUCUGCCCAUUGUCUUGGCCGAUUACGAAUGUGACGAUACGGAUGAAUUGUUCAAAUAUGCUAAAUACUCUGCAGAAAUUAGAAAGCUGCUGCCCUGGCUGGAGAAUCGUGGCUACUUUGAGGUUGAAUAGCAAACGUAAUCAAUUUACAUAGGGCUUAAAGUCAACUUGUACAAAUUACUUUAAACAAAAAUAAAUGUAUACCAACAACCACCUGAUAAUCCCCUAAGAA
Messenger RNA from Drosophila montana, 1293 nucleotides. RefSeq lists its product as uncharacterized. The transcript is spliced from 4 exons. The coding region runs from base 9 to 1193 and encodes 394 amino acids. The record is from RefSeq and is a predicted model, not a curated record. NCBI's taxonomy places the organism in Eukaryota, Metazoa, Arthropoda, Insecta, Diptera, Drosophilidae.